Molecule: messenger RNA, 4425 nt
Organism: Prunus dulcis (almond)
Lineage: Eukaryota; Viridiplantae; Streptophyta; Magnoliopsida; Rosales; Rosaceae
Product: trafficking protein particle complex subunit 8
Exons: 28
Coding region: 239-4105 (1288 amino acids)
Biological process (GO): protein localization to phagophore assembly site; endoplasmic reticulum to Golgi vesicle-mediated transport
Cellular component (GO): cytoplasmic vesicle; TRAPPIII protein complex; phagophore assembly site
Molecular function (GO): protein binding
Source: RefSeq, a predicted model, not a curated record
GUACCCACAAAACGAAGUCGUAGCUUUUCUCAUAUGCAGAUUCAUUUUUGCAACGAAGCGCUCCUUCUCAUCAGCUCUCAUUAAUCUUCCAUCGACGCCCGGGAUCUGAGCGAGCCAAACCCCGCGCGACUCACCCCGAGCCGCAUCGACCCGGUGAGUGGCUCAGUGACGUCAUUGAGCCCGAGUUGAGAGGGUCGUCGUCGUCGUCGUCCUCACCCAAUUUCAGAGGGGAACAAAAAUGGUGGAUCCGGCGAAUACGCCACUUGGCAGAAUGCUGUUGGACGAGAUCAGUCCCGUUGUCAUGGUGCUCCGCACACCUCUCGUCGAAGAAGCUUGCCUCAAGAACGGCCUCACCUUCAUUCAAAUGCUCAAGCCCUUCUGCUUCUUCAACAACAUCGACGUGCCCGUACGGACGGCGAGUGAUCAACCUUACCGGCUUCAGAAGUUCGGGUUGCGGUUGUUUUAUGAGUCGGAUAUUCGGCAACCGAAUUUGGAGGUAGCCAAAGAGAGGUUGAAACAAGUCAUAACCCAGGCUGCAGAGAAAGAUCUUUCUGAAUUGUGUUCCGACUUGCCUCAAAUUAAUAAUGCAGUGUCCAGAUCUGAAAAUGAAGUUUUACCAUCAUGGUUUCAGUUUUUCAACAAAGAGCUUGUACAUACUGUGUCUUUUUCAGACCAUGAAGCUUUUGAUCAUCCUGUGGCAUGUCUUGUAGUAGUUUCUUCAAAGGAUGAUCAGCCUAUCAACAGAUUUGUUGACCUCUUUAACACCAACACGUUACCCUCCCUUCUUACCAGUGGGGCAAUGGACCCAAAGAUUUUGAAGCAUUAUUUGCUAGUGCAUGAUAAUCAAGAUGGCCCUUUGGAGAAGGCAACUAAAAUUUUAACUGAAAUGAGGAGCACCUUCGGCUCUGACUGUCAAUUACUAUGCAUUAAUUCUUCUCAAGAUGGCGUGGUUGAACAUCAAGAUUAUCCCUUGGUGCUUUAUAAAUCUGAUGAUUUACCUAGUCAACCUCUUCGUUGCUUCCUUAAUGUUGACGAUUUUAAUGAGAUAAAAGAUCUUAUGCAAGAUUUAUCAACUAAACACAUUAUUCCUUACAUGGAGCAAAAAAUUCGUGUGCUCAAUCAGCAGGUUUCUGCAACAAGGAAAGGUUUUCGGAACCAAAUAAAAAAUCUAUGGUGGAGAAAAGGGAAAGAAGACGUGGUGGACUCUCCCAGUGGCCCUACGUAUACCUUUAACUCCAAUGAAUCUCAGAUUAGAGUUUUGGGUGAUUAUGCCUUCAUGCUACGUGAUUAUGAACUUGCAUUAUCGAAUUAUCGUCUAAUCUCCACAGAUUACAAGCUUGAUAAAGCCUGGAAACGCUAUGCUGGCGUACAGGAAAUGAUGGGGCUUGCGUAUUUCAUGUCAGACCAGUCAAGAAAGGAGGCAGAGUAUUGCAUGGAAAAUGCAUUUAAUACCUAUUUAAAAGUUGCACCAUCUAGUCAGCAAAACGCAACAAGGUGUGGUCUUUGGUGGGUAGAGAUGUUGAAGGCAAGAUAUCAGUAUAAGGAGGCUGCCACUGUUUACUUCCGUGUUUGCACUGAGGAGCCGCUACAUUCCGCUGUAAUGCUUGAGCAAGCAUCUUAUUGCUACUUGUUGUCCAAACCACCUAUGUUACACAAAUAUGGAUUUCAUCUUGUUCUUUCUGGUGACCGUUACAAGAAAUGUGAUCAGAUCAAGCAUGCAAUUCGCACUUAUAGAAGUGCCAUGUCUGUUUAUAAAGGAACUACAUGGAGCCAUAUCAAAGACCAUGUUCAUUUCCAUAUUGGACAGUGGUAUGCUCUUCUUGGGUUAUAUGAUUUGGCUGCAAAUCAUGUGUUGGAGGUCCUGGCCUGUAGUCAUCAGUCCAAGACAACGCAGGAGUUAUUCCUGAGGGACUUCCUUCAAAUUGUUCAGAAAACAGGGAAAACAUUUGAGGUAUUAAAGCUUCAAUUGCCUGAGAUCAAUAUCUCAUCUCUUAGGGUCAUUUUUGAAGAUCAUCGGACCUAUGCAUCAUCUGCAGCUGCAAGUGUCAAGGAAAAAAUAUGGGUCUCCUUAGAGGAGGAAAUGAUUCCAAAUUUGUCAACUGCCAGAACUAAUUGGUUGGAGCUGCAAUCAAAGCUUAUACCAAAGAAGUACAAAGAGUCGAAUGUUUGUGUUGCAGGAGAAGCUGUCAAGGUUGAUAUCGAAUUCAAAAAUCCGUUGCAAAUCCCCCUCCUCCUGUCUAGUGUAUCCCUAAUAUGUGAGCUUUCAGAAAACUCUGAUGAAAUGCAAUCUGAUGCAAAUAGCUCGAUGGCAGGGGUUCAGAAUGAUGGUGAAUCAACUAAAUUAAACCAUAGGGAUGUAAACUUUGAGAGUUCUUUAUUUUCUGUGUCGGAUGUUGGCUUUUCAUUAAGGGGAGGUGAAACAACUGUGGUGCAACUAACGGUUACGCCUAGAGUAGAAGGCAUUUUACAAAUUGUUGGUGUAAAGUGGAAAUUGUCAGGUUUUGUUGUUGGUUUCCAUAAAUUUGAGACUAACCCUGUGAAGAUGAUAAGAAAGCGAAUACAGAAGGCUAAGCAUCAUAGUGAUAAUUUAAAGUUUGUAGUCGUUAAGAGUGUACCAAAGCUUGAGGGUGUCAUUCAUCCACUACCCAAAAGGGCAUAUGUGGGAGAUUUACGGAAUCUUGUGUUAGAGUUGAGGAACAAAUCUGAAUUUGCGAUUAAGAAUCUGAAAAUGAAGAUUAGUCAUCCUAGAUUCCUGAAUAUCGGGAAGCGAGAAAGUUUGAACAUAGAGUUUCCUGCUUGCUUAGAAAAGACAAAUUCUGAUCAUUCUGGUGUUCCUGCUAACCCUACUGACGUUUCUCAUUCCAUGUUUCUAUUUCCCGAGGACACGAUAAUUCAAGGGGAAACACCAUUAUUGUGGCCUCUUUGGUUUCGGGCAGCUGUUCCUGGGAACAUUUCCUUGUGCAUAACUAUAUAUUAUGAGAUGGGAGAUAUUUCAAGCACCAUGAGAUAUCGCACUUUACGCAUGCAUUACAACUUGCAGGUAUUGCCCUCAUUAGAUGUGUCAUUCCAAAUCAGUCCUUGUCCAUCAAGAUUGCAAGAGUUCCUUGUGCGCAUGGAUGUUGUCAACAAGACAAGCUCAGAGAGUUUCCAGGUUCAUCAGUUGUCAUCCGUUGGGCACCAAUGGGAAAUCUCAUUACUUCAACCUGUUGAUGCCAUCUUUCCUUCACAAUCUUUAAUGGCUCAUCAAGCGUUGUCGUGUUUCUUCAUGCUCAAGAAUCAUGGCAAGCCAUCAACUUCUGAAGAUGAGAUAUCUUCUCAUUUCCGACUUCAGGGAACUGAUGUGAGAUUGGGUACUCAGGGCAGUAGUGGACCACAUUUGGAUAUAGCUAGCUCUCCCCUGGCAGAUUUCCACCAUUGUGAAAGACUGCACCAAGAAAUUUUACAUAAGGGAGACACCAGUACAGUUGACUUCAUAUUGAUUUCUCGGCCUCUGAAGAAUGACAAUAAUCCUGUGGGUUCUGAUCCAUCACAUCUUUUUUCUCAUCAUGCAUGUCACUGCAGUACUGCAAGCACCAGUUCUAUAUCAUGGCUAGUUGACGGACCUCGAACCAUAUAUCAUGACUUCUCUGCUCCUUUCUGUAAAAUAAAUCUUAGCAUGACUUUAUUCAACUCAUCGGAUGUCGUUGCGUCUGUACACAUAAACACCUUGGACUCCAGUACUAGUGAUAAUUUAAAUGAUGCAACUCCAGUUCAACCGGCCACGUCUUCUGACAACCAAGAAGGGUGGCAUGACCUCUCCUUAGUGACUGACAUCAAGGUAACGUCUGAUGUCCUUAAAGUCCGGACAAGUAAAUCAAUGCCGGUGGAGAGUGUCUCCCCGUUUAUUUGGUCUGGGUCGAGCUCUACCAGAGUCCAACUUGAGCCUAUGUCAAGAACUGAAAUUCCUCUUCAAGUUUGUGUAUUCUCUCCCGGGACAUAUGAUCUGUCAAACUAUGUUUUGCAUUGGAAUCUUUUACUUUCUAAUGAUCAAGGAAACCGUGAUAGAAGAUCGUCUGGGAAAUGCGAGGGAUAUCCCUAUUACCUUACAGUGCUCCAGUCAGAUUAAAAAUUUUCUUUCAUUUUUGCUUCCUUCCCUAUUCUCAAUUAUAGGAAUCACGGGUGUACUAUGUUAUGUAUCUUUGGCCUGUAAGUUGUUAUGUUUGUGUAUCUUUUGUUUUUCUUCGUUUUCUUCUUUUUCUUUUUCACCAGAAUAGGAAUAUUAUGAAAGGCUUAGGAAAGGUAGGAGAUGAAAUGAAAUUGUUUUAUGUUCUCUGAAUAAUAAUAGCAAUGAAUGUUUAAUUGGUGUAUUGCCAAAUUAUUGUACACGAAUGUGCCAUUUUGAAUAGAAAAAUAUGAUAUCUACGCAUUUUCAUGCGUAUUUUGUUA